Ahaetulla prasina is the source of this 997-nucleotide messenger RNA. It is a transcript of the gene TOMT, whose product is annotated as transmembrane O-methyltransferase. Gene Ontology annotation, biological process: developmental process; catecholamine catabolic process; dopamine metabolic process. The record is from RefSeq and is a predicted model, not a curated record. Bases 103 to 882 code for a protein of 259 amino acids. Lineage: Eukaryota; Metazoa; Chordata; Lepidosauria; Squamata; Colubridae. Gene Ontology annotation, molecular function: catechol O-methyltransferase activity. The transcript is spliced from 3 exons.
GUGGGAAGUGAACGGAGGGGCUCCACAAUCUCUCCCUGUCCAUCUGUCCUUGUCCGACUGGUCUUCCCCCCCACCCCCCCGCCAGCCCUCCUGAGUGCCCUUAUGGUCUCUCCGGCCAUCGCCCUGGCCUUUGUGCCCUUUGUGGUCACCCUGCUCAUCCGCUAUCGCCAUUACUUCCUGCUCUUCUACCGAGCGGUGCUGCUUCGGAAGCUGCGGGACUACCUGACUGGCGUCUCCCGGGAGGAGAGGGCCUUCCGUUACGUCCUGACCCACGCCAUCCCCGGAGACCCCCUGCACAUCCUGGAGACCUUCGACCAGUGGAGCUACCACUGCGAGUAUCUCAGCAACCUGGGACCCCAGAAAGCAAAGAUCCUGGAACGUCUCAUCUAUGACCAGGCUCCCCUCACCGUGUUGGAGCUGGGCACCUACUGUGGCUACGCCUCCGUCCUCAUUGCGCAGUCUCUACCGUUGGGCGCCCGGCUGUACACGGUGGAGAUGGAUGUGUGCCGGGCAUCCGUGGCAGAGAAGGUGAUCCGGCUGGCUGGCUUUGACGAUGACACGGUGGAACUCAUCGUGGGCCCCUCAGAGGAGGUCAUCCCCUUACUCAAGGAGACCUUUCUGCUGAUGGAGGUCCACCUGGUGGUCAUGAGCCACUGGAAGCGAUGCUACCUCCGGGAUCUGCAGCUGCUGGAAGAUCACGGCCUCCUCCAGCCGGGGGCCACCAUCCUGGCGGACAACGUCAUCUUUCCCGGCGCCCCCCAAUUCCUCCAGUACGCCAAGGCCUGCGGGAAGUACAAGUGGAGGGUGCACCGGACCAGCCUCCAAUACUUCCGCGGCAUUCCCGACGGCAUGGCCCAGCUGACCUACGUGGGGCUGGAGUGAGGGGCAGGGCUGCCUCCGUGCCAGAGGGAGGGGCCCAGGGAGGCAUCCGCUCUGGGAAAAAGGGAACAGGCGGAUUGCCCAGCAGACCAAAAAUCUGUGCCAGGCACGGUUUGAA